AUGGAAAAUAAUCGAAAUACGUUGGAGGAAAAGCAGAGUUGCAGCAUUUUGAUUUUAAAGAGCCAGGUUCGUUCUUUCAUGUCUGUUGAUGCUGCCGUGUUUCAGAGAGCUGUUUGGACAAGGAUAGUGGUGAUGGAAAAAACAAUGGCAUGCAUGGAGAUAGGCGUGUAUAUGGUUGUGGGGACUCAGAUGCUGUCUCUGUCACAGAGAGAUGUGAGGUUUGUAUUUCAUGGUGGAUCAUCAGAGAAUCAGCAAGUGUGCAGUGCAUCGUCCGUUCAACCGAAGUCCGUUAUGGCAGAUCGAACCAGCAACGCGGGUGGUCACCAUGAUUUAUCCUUCUACAAAAUAGAGGACCAACACAACAGAAGAGGGUUUGUGCGGAUUGUAACACAACCAGUACCCCACUCUGGAGGAGUGGUCCUAAUGGUCCUAAGUUAUAUCUUGUUGGUGCAGUCACUUUGCAAUGCCUGUGGCAUUCGGCAGAGGAAGGCAAGAAGGGCAAUGGCAGAAGCUGCGAGUGGUUUUGCUCCUUCCAGUUGCUUGGAUGCAAAGACCAGAAUGCAUCAUCACAAGGAAAAGAAGUGUCGUAGCAACCAUUUUUCACGGUUCAAGAAUAAGUCCAAGGCUGCAACUAGAGCUGUUGCUGCUGCUGCUGCUAGAGGAACAUUUUCUGAGGAGCAGAAAGUGAAGAUUGAUUUGAAUGAAGUAUCUCCAAUGGAUGAAGUAACUCAGGCAGCGUUGCUUCUUAUGGAUUUAUCCAGUGGCUUUCUUGACUUUUGA
Molecule: messenger RNA, 780 nt
Organism: Sphenostylis stenocarpa
Lineage: Eukaryota; Viridiplantae; Streptophyta; Magnoliopsida; Fabales; Fabaceae
Source: the annotation of a GenBank genome assembly